CAAGCCCCGACUGGCCCUCACAGCAAGCCUAGCAUAGAAGUCCACUCAUCUGCUAGACGGAUCAGCGCUGCGCUCACACCCACUCGUCUGGCUGUUCUUCACCCAAGCAGCCGACUUCACCACCACGACUACACUUCAGAGAGGUGUCUAACGCUAACAGCCUGCACACACGUUCUCAUACAUAACAGCUCAAAAUGAAUCUUGAGCCACCCAAAGCUGAGAUCAAGUCAGCCACCCGCGUCAGCGGAGGCCCCGCCACCCCACGCAAGGGACCCCCCAAGUUCAAGCAGAGGCAGACUCGUCAGUUCAAGAGCAAGCCUCCAAAGAAGGGAGUCCAGGGAUUUGGAGAUGAUAUCCCUGGAAUGGAGGGCUUAGGCACAGACAUCACUGUCAUUUGCCCGUGGGAGGCCUUCAAUCACCUGGAGCUGCAUGAGCUGGCCCAGUAUGGUAUCAUCUGAGCCUUCCCACAUCUCCCUGCAAUCCCCUGAGGAUUACAGACCACCUUCAUGCACUUCAAACCAUCUGCCUCAGGAUCCAUCUCCUAUCUUUAUGUGGAACUACUGAACCAUUAUGAACUGUAACAAACACAAAAAAAUGGAAAAAGAGAAAAAAAAAAGCCACACAAAAAAAACUCUUUCUCUUUUCUAACUCUGGAUUCUUUCUGUGAUUCUGCAGCUCACACACAUCUGCUCAUGUUUAGCGUCUGUUCUUUUUAAAAUCUCACCACUUCUCGCAGUAGACCUGCACCGUCGCCCGGCCGCUCUCCUCUCUUUCACUUUCUCUGUCUCUCUCCUUCCUUUUUCUUCUUUCCUGUUGUCCUCGCGGACAAAAAACAAAACGAAACUUACGCAAGCAAGGCAGCCUCAAUUUGAGUUUAAGUGACAGACCCGUGAAGUGGGUGGGUUCCCAUUUCAUGUGCUUCGGCGCCUCUCUCGCCAUCUCAGAGGCUUUUUCCAUCGACGCCGAAUCUAUAAAACUCUAAACCUGAAUUCUGUAGAGAGCGGACACCAGCUUGCUAUUGCUAAGCAUAACAUUUCAAUGGGAUAUGCGUUAAUCAGAUAUCCCUCUUUUCCCUCUGUUUUGACCUUUAACUGCACCCAUCUUCACCAGAAUGCACAAAUCUUCACCCUCAUGGUAUCUGGAAGUCUUCUGUUAGUUAUGGCAUGUGAAGAACAACCUCUCACCUCAUUUUCACAACACAAACUAAGAAAUAAGCCGCUUUAAUCUCACCUUAGCAGAUUUUAAAUGUUGAGGAAACCAAUUUCUUCUCUUCAACUACCAGGAGUGUGAGUGUCUCCAUCAUUUUCCACACUUUUGUACUCUGUUAACAUUAUCGCUAUUUGUAUAUCUCCCAUAUAAAUCAGUGUAUAUGAAUCUAUGUAUUGUAUAUUUAAUACGUGUUUAUUUCUAAUACUUUCACACACCACUACUGUGCCCUGUGUGUGUGUUUGUGUAUUUGUGUUUUUGAGCUCAUUAUUUUUAGCUCUCAUUUGUUGGUCUCAUGUAGAGUAGGUUGUACAUUUUUCCUCACUGUCCAUCAUUCGGUAUGAUGUUUAUUUUAUUUCAGCUCUACAGUCCUCUUUAUCCCUGUCAUCUUUUUGGCCCUUACCCCAAACUUGUGUCUUUCAAAACAUUAAUCUAAUCGAGACAAUGCUGACAAGCUUUGACGAUGUAAAGCUGGUGGAUGCACUGUAGUAGUGAAAAAGAUGGCAGAGGGAUGAGUGGGAUGGAUGUUUCAGUACAGAUCUGAAGACAUGUGUAGUGGAGCGUUGUCCUCUCUACAGGACGAGGGAUAAAAAUAAAGCAUAAAAAGAGGAAAAUAAAAAA
Molecule: messenger RNA, 1827 nt
Organism: Oreochromis niloticus (Nile tilapia)
Lineage: Eukaryota; Metazoa; Chordata; Actinopteri; Cichliformes; Cichlidae
Gene: pde6gb
Product: phosphodiesterase 6G, cGMP-specific, rod, gamma, paralog b
Exons: 4
Coding region: 195-458 (87 amino acids)
Biological process (GO): positive regulation of epidermal growth factor receptor signaling pathway; visual perception; positive regulation of G protein-coupled receptor signaling pathway
Cellular component (GO): photoreceptor outer segment membrane
Molecular function (GO): 3',5'-cyclic-nucleotide phosphodiesterase activity; cGMP binding
Source: RefSeq, a predicted model, not a curated record